AUGUUGUGGCCUCGCACCAUACGAAGUACUCUUCUCACAAAGCCCAAGCAAUGCUCGAGAGCGUAUUCUUGGAAUUUUCCAAAGCCUCCACUGCCUCCAUCAGAUGAAGAUGUAUCGCAGAACGGUCUUCCACUUUUUCAAAAAGUGAUCGAUCAUGGAAAUCGUCCGUUUGUCACCGAAUGGCCUUCUCGGAAUCUUCCCGGUCCCCUUUCCUACAGCGACGUUGCUCACAAAGCAGCUACUGUUGCAAACUAUAUUGACAUACGCAACAAUUUCAGCAGCAAUGCUUCAUCUCCCUUUGUGGCCCACUCGACCCUUCCAGGAUCUGAUUACAUUGCUUGUCAAUGGGGUUGUUUUGGAGCCGCAAAAGCUUCUGUGCCGUUGUCAAUAUCUCAAAAAAUUCCGGAAUUGGAGCAUGUCUUGCAAGAUUCUGAUCCGGCAUUUAUUAUUGUGAGCGAAUUGGCUCCGAACUGUUCAUCUGUACUGCAAGCAGCCAUAAAUCUAAGGAUGGUCGAUAGAGUUGUUUACGUUGAUGAUAUCAUAUCAUCAGCAGCAGCAUUCACAAAGCCAAAGGAUCUGCUGGAAGAUAGAGGAGCACGCAUGGAUACUCCUGCACUACUGCUUUACACCUCUGGAACGACGGGGAAACCAAAGGGAGUCCUUCACACUCAAAGCAAUUUGUAUCAUCAAAUCACUGACCUCGUGGCUGCCUGGGAAUGGAAACCAUCAGAUGCCGCCUUGCACGUACUACCCUUGCAUCAUGUCCACGGCGUCGUGAAUAUCCUAUCAUGUGCUGCCUAUGCUGGAGCGCAAGUGCAGUUUCAACCGUUUGAUGCCAACCAGCUAUGGCAUCAGUGGGCUGAUACCAAUUCUGGUGCUACCUUGCCAACUACUUUCAUGGCAGUACCAACAAUUUAUGCCAAGCUCUUAGAAGCAGCAAAGGAUCUGCCGCCUUCAAUCGUCCAAAAAGCGGUCGAUCAAACAUUGUACCCAAUGCGGCUCCAAGUGUCUGGAUCUGCGGCAUUGCCCGUGUCCAUUUUGGAACAGUGGCAGAACUUGACAGGGCACACCUUAUUGGAACGCUACGGUAUGACCGAGUUUGCAAUGGCCUUGAGCAAUCCUUACCAAGAAGAUACGAUCAGCGACGCCAAUACUCCACAACAAAGACAUCCGGGCCACGUUGGACUGCCGCUCCCCUCCGUUGGUGUCCGGCUCGUCGACCAAGACGACGGCAGCAUUCUGGACCCAAUCGAUGGAACACCAGGAGCACUCCAAGUGAAGGGUCCCACGGUAUUCCAAGAGUAUUGGAAUCGACCUGAUGCCACAGCCGAAGCCUUUUCAGAAGACGGAUACUUCGACACGGGUGACGUCGCCGAGUACAAUGCCAGCAUCGAUAGCUACCGAAUAUUAGGUCGGGCGUCAGUGGACAUUCUCAAGAUUGGAGGGCACAAGCUGUCAGCAUUGGAAGUGGAGAGAGUACUAUUGGAAAAUGAAGAAGUUUUGGAAGCAGUUGUGAUUGGCGUUCCCGAUGAUGUGUGGGGGCAGAAGGUUGGUAUGAUUGGUCGACAGUCAUCGUCCAGUGAUCUGUCUCUGGAAGACAUUCAAGAUUGGUGUGCAUCACGUUUGGAAAAGCACAAGACGCCGACUUCACUCAUAUGGUUGGAUGCAAUACCGAAGAAUGCAAUGGGGAAGGUGAACAAAAAAGAACUUGUAGACCUGUUCGAAGGCAAAUAA
Molecule: messenger RNA, 1734 nt
Organism: Cylindrotheca closterium
Lineage: Eukaryota; Bacillariophyta; Bacillariophyceae; Bacillariales; Bacillariaceae
Source: the annotation of a GenBank genome assembly